Messenger RNA from Peromyscus californicus insignis, 1139 nucleotides. It is a transcript of the gene Arl4a, whose product is annotated as ADP ribosylation factor like GTPase 4A. The record is from RefSeq and is a predicted model, not a curated record. Gene Ontology annotation, molecular function: GTP binding; GTPase activity. Gene Ontology annotation, biological process: intracellular protein transport; vesicle-mediated transport. The transcript is spliced from 2 exons. NCBI's taxonomy places the organism in Eukaryota, Metazoa, Chordata, Mammalia, Rodentia, Cricetidae. Gene Ontology annotation, cellular component: cytoplasm. Bases 227 to 829 code for a protein of 200 amino acids.
CUGGGCUUCCCGGGGCCGCCGCCGCCGCCGCCGCCAGAGCUGCGCCGAGGUCUGGGCGGACCGAGCCGCGGCCCGUUCCCCGCGCCGAGAGCAGCACCGGCCCAUGUUUCCCCGUUGGGAUCCGGACUCCAGCCCGGGAGCAAUCUCCCAGCGCGAUCACCCAGGAAGAGACACUGUAAGCAGAUAAGAAGAAGGCGUGGGUUUGGGACACCAUUCGCAGCUGGAAAUGGGGAAUGGACUGUCAGACCAGACUUCCAUCCUGUCCAGCCUGCCGUCCUUCCAGUCCUUCCAUAUUGUCAUUCUGGGUUUGGACUGCGCUGGGAAGACGACCGUUUUAUACAGGCUGCAGUUCAACGAGUUUGUAAAUACCGUGCCUACCAAAGGAUUUAACACGGAGAAAAUUAAGGUAACCUUGGGCAAUUCCAAAACAGUCACUUUUCACUUCUGGGAUGUAGGUGGUCAAGAGAAGUUAAGGCCACUGUGGAAGUCGUAUACCCGGUGCACAGAUGGCAUUGUGUUUGUGGUGGACUCGGUCGAUGUGGAGAGAAUGGAAGAGGCCAAGACGGAACUUCAUAAAAUAACUAGGAUAUCAGAAAACCAAGGGGUUCCUGUGCUUAUAGUGGCUAACAAACAAGAUCUGAGGAACUCACUGUCACUCUCAGAAAUUGAGAAAUUGUUAGCAAUGGGUGAACUGAGCUCAUCGACUCCUUGGCAUUUGCAGCCCACCUGUGCAAUCAUAGGAGAUGGACUAAAGGAAGGACUUGAGAAACUACAUGAUAUGAUAAUUAAAAGAAGAAAAAUGUUGCGGCAACAGAAAAAGAAGAGAUGAAUGGCAUCUUUUAUGUGGGUGUGGAAUCAGUGUUCCUUGGGCUGACUUUGACAAGUUGAGUGUCUACGGCCUGGUUUGCCUGUCUGCCCUCCUGGAUGCUGUUAAAGCUUUGUUUUGUUGAACAGUCAGAUACCCAACUCUGUUGCCUUGUGGAAGAUGAGUAAAUGCAGGGGUCUCUUCUCCCUGACCCACAAAUCUUUUGGUACUGCCGUUUUGGGAAGCCAAAAAAAAAAGGCUAGUAAUUGACCAGAAAACAAUUUUGUGGAAAUAUUUGACCUGAAGUUAGUGAAAUAAAACUUUGAAGAGUGUA